GAGACUUAAGUCUUACAUCUUGGAGGCCCCAGUGAGAUCCCCAAGUGGGAACUGUAAAUCCGGCCGAGAUUCUCUGUCGCAGAAUCCAGCUGGAGAUUCUCAGACAUAGACCUGAAAAGCCUCCGGAGGUAAGUUUUGAAUUGGUUGCAACCAUGCGAUGUCAGGAUAGAGGUGGCUGACGAGCUGGGAAGCCUCACCUGACCCCGGCCCUGAGGAGGAUUCAGGGUAGAAUCUAAGUUCUUCUUCUUUUAUGUGGCGCCUGUGUGUCUUGUCUGUGUCCUGUCUGUUGAGUGUUAACUUUACAUUCCUUCCUAGGAACAAGAUGGGAGGAUCGAGCUCCAAAAAUACCCCAUUGGACUGUUUUCUCACUAACUUUAAAUUGGCUUUUUCCCCUGAGCAGAAGAUGAGUAUGGAAUGAAGUUUUCUCGAGGGAAACUUCGAACCCUCUGCAACUUGGAGUGGCCCGCCUUCGGAGUGGGCUGGCCAGCUGAAGGUUCUUUCGAACCAAGACUUUGUCAGGCAGUAUGGGCUAAGGUCAUUGAACACCCUGGCCACCCCGACCAAUUCCCUUAUAUUAAUAUCUGGGCCCAGGCCUGUGAAGAACCUCCGGAGUGGUUGCAGCACUGCUCCCUGCGCACCAGUUCUCGUAUUCUGGUAAUGGUGCCAAAUGGGAUAAAGUCCACAAAGUGGCAGGCACCCAGGCCGGUCUUCUCCCAGGAGCCGGACCCCUUAGAGCCUACUGACCCCGGGUUAAGACCCCUUCCAUAUGCAGAACCAUCCCCUGGGGAGGCAAAAGUUAAGUCCAUCUACCCAUCUCCCCCGAAAGAAGGGGAGAUCCCGGAUUCCACUACCUCUCCUUCCCAUACCCGAGGGGGCUCUGCUUAUGGGCCCCUGGAGGCACCCCAGGAGAGACCAGACCCAGUCCCUGUGCUCCCAUUGAGAGAAAUAGAACAAGGUCAUUAUGUAUACAUUCCUUUCUCUACAAGUGAUUUAUAUAACUGGAAGCACCAGAAUCCCCUGUUCUCUGAGGAGCCGCAGGCCCUAAUCUCCUUCCUUGAGUUUGUGUUUAAUACCCAUGACCCCACCUGGGAUGAUUAUCAGCAACUUUUACAGGCUCUGUUCACAUCUGAAGAACGAGAAAGAAUUAGAGGACACGCUAUUCGGUCAGUGCUGGGGGGAGCUGAGGGGCUUGUUGACGACCAACAACAACAGGCCCCGAGUUGAAGUACAGCUCCCCAUCUCCCGUCCCAAAUGGGAAUGGAAUUCCACCGGAGGUAGGGAAGCUCUUCGCAACUACCAUCAGCAUCUCCUGGCCAGCCUUAAGGGAGCCGCUCGCAAGCCUACCAAUUUGAGCAAGGUUUGACUCCAAGACCUUGGAACCACGGUGGAAGGGGCCUUUUCCAGUUGUCCUGUCUACUCUGGCUGUGAAGGUUGCAGGACACCCAACGUGGAUCCAUCACAACCACCUCAAGCCCGGACGGGACAACAGCCCAGAGGUGCACGGAAAAUGGAGCGUCGUCAGCAAACCCGGAGAAUUGAAAGUAAAACUCCGCUCAACUGGACCUUCAUUAUGAUCUGGGUGAUUUCCCUUGGGACAAUAAUAGCGUUGUCCAAAGAGAACUUAGGUCAUACUAAAAAUGUUUGGGUGCAAUUAGCUGAAUCCUUAAAUUUGUCUGAAAUAUGUUUAAAUGCUGAUGUGAAUUUUCAUUAUGUGCUUGGAAGUUGUUUGGUUCCAGUAUGCACCCCACUUGAAAAUAUUAGACCAUAUACUAUGUUUAAAAAUUUCCCACAAGUAAAUCUCAGUUAUUUGGAUAGUUACAAUUGGGGACAAGUGACAUGUUACAAACCAAAGAAUGCUAUUAAGCUAUAUACCCCUUGAGUAGCUAUGUCCAAUAACUCUCUGUGCCAAAUAUAAAGGUUGUACUUCCCAGUGUUUAAAUCUUAAACAAACAGAUGUAAUGAAGUGCUCUAGAGAACAAAUAAUGGGCCAACUAUAGAAAAAGACAUACAAAAGCUCAAAGAUUUAGCUACAAAGAUUCAUAAUGAGCA
This is a messenger RNA of Fukomys damarensis (Damara mole-rat), 2049 nucleotides long. RefSeq lists its product as uncharacterized. Gene Ontology annotation, biological process: virion assembly. The record is from RefSeq and is a predicted model, not a curated record. The transcript is spliced from 2 exons. The coding region runs from base 415 to 1224 and encodes 269 amino acids. NCBI's taxonomy places the organism in Eukaryota, Metazoa, Chordata, Mammalia, Rodentia, Bathyergidae.